Molecule: messenger RNA, 4981 nt
Organism: Amoebophrya sp. A25
Lineage: Eukaryota; Dinophyceae; Syndiniales; Amoebophryaceae
Source: the annotation of a GenBank genome assembly
AGCAAAUCGAGCCUUGGAAAAGCAAGAAAAUAUGUAUUAAAUAGGGAGUUGUUGUCAGGCUCGACAGAGUCAAUACUUUCAAGUUUUUUUCGUCUGAGCGUAGGUACGAUGAAGUAGGUCGAAGUAAAACUCAUUUUAUGUAGUUAGUCGCACGUCCAGCCGUCGAAUCGAAGUGAGCAUACGAGAAGAUAAAACUCGGGAACUUAAAAAGGAAAAGCAUACUUUAGACUAACAUCAGUGAUAGCUAGACCAAGGACCACGGUGCUCAUAUAAGUAAGUGAUUAAGCUGCAAGACCCGAACACUUGGGCCGCGCAUCAAAAUGGCCGACGAGGGCCCCGACCCGGGGGAUGACGGCCUCCCCGUCGACGAGGAGGAGGAGAGCGAAAUCCCGCUGCUAAAACAGGACCACCCGCUGCUUGCGCGCGUCCAGCGCGCGCUGCUUGAGCAGCUCACUGCGCAGAAAGACCGCUUACGACUCCAGCUAGCCGAGAAACAGGAAGAACUGAAGAAACUUGUCGGGCAUAGAGAAAACAUAGGUACUGGUGUUCUUCGCGAUAACUAAGUAGCUAAACUUUCGAUAUCUUUAUCAUAGAAGAAGAAUGAAGGCCCAAUCUAUGUUGUAACACGAUAAUAUCUUGUUUCCAAGUUACUCACAUUUUUUCUCUGCGUAUUGUAGAUCUAUCAUCCGGCUUGCCACCAGGUGUGACCCUCUACCACGCGCAGCAGCAACUAGCGAAAUUGCAGCUGAACCAGGAGGAAAUACAAGACAAGUUUUCGACGAUAGUCCAAUCCAAGGAGGAUGAAAACCAGAAGCUCGAGUCAAUAACAGGGGAGUACUAGAAGUUAUACAUCAGCAUACGUCGAGUAUCUAUACACUGUUUAGUCUCACAAUAUCGCUUCUUAUUUAUUACUGUUUCAGCUGAGCAGAAAAGAUGUAACAAAAAACAUCAGAGUCUUAUCCUCCAAAAUCACCCAAGAAUAGCAAUAUUGUAGUAGUUUGAUUGCAGCGAGUUUUUUUUGUUACUUUCGCUUCACUCAGCUAUGAUCGUGCGAAGCGGGAGGUGGAUCAGCAGCUGAGGCAAGUGAAUAAAGCCCAGGACGAGUUGAACCAGCUGAAUACCACGCUGCGGCAAGUCGAAGAAUACAAUGAGCAGAUGAAAGGUGAAAUAGGUAUCACGCGGCGAGCCACUUACAAAGCCGAAGACGUCAUAAAGAAGAAAGAGAAGGUGAAGAAGCAACAGGAUCUCGUCAUCGACAAGUAUCAUCUAACAUUUGCAUUGGAUUUGUGAUUGGUUCUUCUGCUUUUCGCGACCUAAUGUACUGAAGGGGAAAUACACGAUUGCUUGGCAAUCGCUGCAUAGAUAUUAAAGCGAAGUUCGGUGACUGAAUGAAGGCGCAUCUUUACUACCUACAUAAUGUUGUUACUGUCCUUGAUGUCCAAAAUAAUUUACUCUCCUACGUCUCUCGCUUUUCCCAGGAUGAAUCAGGAGAUUCGAAAGCUGAAUGACUCAAAAGCUGUGUACGAGGCGCAAAUAGUAGCACAGAAGGCAGAAACGGCAGCGGCAUUGAAGACGCUGCAGGAGGCCGCCAAAGAAAUAGAAGCAGUUGCUUUCGAGAAAAAUCAGCUUUCUCUUCAAUGGCGUUCAUGCCUCAUCGGCAUCCAGAAGAGAGACGAAGCGUACUUCCUCACCCAUAAAUCUCUGCACAUUCAUCGUCUGGAAAUUCGUGUUCGAAUUAUUUUCUUAUCUCUCGCGCUCCUCCCUCCACCUGACGUUCUACUGUGAUCCCUGUUUGAAUGCGUUGUGAUUUUCAGCACCCUAAUCCUAGGCUGACGCCUAACCACCCUAUAAUGCCUUCGGAGACGCCGCCUCAUCAAACGCCGCCUCAAAUUGACACUUUCACAGCGCGCAAGAAGUGAUGGCAGCUACCAAUGCAGUGGAACAGAGGCAGAGUGAAAUUCAAAAUGAAAUUCGUGGUGUCCAGAAUAGUAUUCGAGAGGAGCAGGAGCAGAACGAAAAGCUGUCCACGAUGCAGGAACGGAAUAUGAAGGAAGUCCAAUUUCUUCAAUCCCAGAUGACAGUGGUAUGUGCCGCUAUAUCUCUGAUAAUAGAGCAACGCUUGUCUCUGUCGAAGACAUCGAUCAUCAUGCACCUUGAAAAAUUAUGUUUGCCGCUAGAGGGGUCGGGUGGUUCGCGUCCAAAUUCGUUUAUUUGCUUGCCACUUUAAGGGUCGUCCUCACGAAUCAAUCUUUGUUACAUCUUCAGGUGCGCGCCGAACGCGAACGGCUGGCGGGGCAUUAUAGCAUGCUGAAAAAAUCCUUAGAUCAUUCAGAGGUGGAGACCGCACAUUUCGAGACAGCAAUAGCUACGUGUCAGAACGAAAUUGACAUAUUAGACCAGAAGGUCACGCGAGUCACGCGGCAGAUAACCGAGACCUACAACAAAAUAGACCUCUUCGUCUCCGACCAAGUGACGAGUAAGCGAAACGAAGCCGGCGCCUUGAAGAAUAUCAAGAAGGUACAACUUCAUUGAAACUGAAUCAUGUGCUAUGUAGAAUACAUCGAUCAGUGCUACCGCCGAAUCAUAAUCUCUAAAAUAUCAUCGUCUCUUUUGUCAGACUGAAUUUCUAAUCUUUUUCGUAGGUCGCUAUGGAGGUUACGAAGAAGGAGGACGAGGCAGUCAAAGUGAAGAAUGAUGUCGCGAAAACGAAGAUGGACACCCUGAACACGAGGAGCAAACUGAGCGGACUUGCUUCUCGGAUAAAGGAGCUAGAGGGCGACAUCGAGCAGAGAAGUAAAACCAUAGCAGGUCAUGAGCUCGAGAUCAAGCAGCGGCAUCUUCAAAUAGAAAAGAAGCAGCUCUUCGUGGAUCGGUUGAACCGGGAGUACGACGACAAAAAACGAAGGCUAGAAGAGGAGCUCGGGGAAGCCGUCGAAGCCUCAGGGCCAUUAGAGGCCAAAAUAAAACAGCUCAGAAAACAGAUAGCGGAAAGAGGUACCUAUCUUUUUUUAUUCUUUCUUCAUGUGAUAGAGUUUAGUAAUUUGUUACGCGUGGUAAGUACCGGAAAAACGACACUCUGAGAGGGAUUCUAGACAGCUUGACCAAUUUCCAUCAAACGCCAUCCCAAUAGCCAACGCCUGCGGCUUUCAGCAGAAGGAGUGGCUGAAGAGGCAGCACAAAAUAUUAGAAGAACAGCAAAUAGCGGACAAGUUAAAGCAAACGAUUAGUGACGUCAAGCAGAAAAAGAUUAUCUUGGAGCAAAAGAAAGUAAUUCUAUAAGUUUUCCAUUCUAUUCUCAUUUCAUUCUACUGGCAAAGCUCUACUUCAUUCCUAAUCAAUUUCAAUCUAGAUCCCUCUGAUACCCUAUUAUUCUCAUAAAAAGAUGAUGUUUUACUCAUAAUUCUCUCCUACAAGAACUACAACUUGGAUCGAAACCCGUAGACCCGCAGCGACCGAGAAGUAGAGGUCGCGAUGAAAGAGGUGAAGCAGUUGGAGGCAUCGGUGAAGGAACUGAAACACGAUAUGGACCGUAUGAAUGCUGGCAUGGCAAAGUACGACGAACAGGCUGCGAAGCUCCAAAACGAUGCUGAAGUUGCGGAAAUGGAGUUCGUUGCAAAACUGAAGGGCAUCGAAUCAAGCUGCACCAAGAUGGAAUCCCACAUAGAAGCCAUAAAGAUGGAAAAAGAGCAGAUGGCGGAAGAAACGAUAGAAGCUGAAAAACAGGUACUUCCACUUAGGCUUAGCAGGUUUCCCAUGACGAUUUUAUUCUUAGAUAGCUGUCAAAAAGGUGAAGAUCGAAUCUUCCUUAGUUGAUCAGAAAAAUUUGUUUUUGAUUUACAAAAUUUUCAAUCAAUGUUGAAAUGAAGUCAUCAUUCAUCGUCGUUACUUUCGUACAAUUACUACGACGGACAGAUCAUGCUGUGGCAACGGAAGAUUCAUUUGGAGCAGGAGAUGCAACAGGCGUUAGAUCCAUCAGUUGGCGAGGUCGAGACCACUGCAAUGAAAAAGGAGAUUCAUAGGAUGAGCCUUCGAUUAGACCAGCUGAAGCGCCGGCAAGAACAGAUAAUCACGGAGAUGGAGAGGACAGUGCAAAAGCGGGAUGUUUAUGACUCCAGUUUUCAGUUACAUUUCUUUAUGUACUACGUUGCAUAGGCUUGAGUGAUUCUUUUAGUACUAUUAGGUUAAGAACAUAGAAGCAGAGCAACCACACAGGAGACACCAAAUCAGUUAUAUUGAUGUUUGAUGUGGUAGUCGUCCCUAGACCAACCUACGUGCAUGUUAUUCGCACAUUUGUGUAGAGUCCUGCUUCAUGUUUCGAUCCAGCUGAAAUUUGAGCCGAAAGCCAAGAAGGGCGCGAAGCUUGAUCGAAAGCGGGAGGUGGAAAACCUGAAGCGCGCCUUGAAAUCCGCAACGGAGGCGCGCACAAGUGUGGAGGAACAGAUCGCAAAAAAGGAGAAGCACCUGGAAGAGUUGCAGACCACGGUGACCGACGCACAGCGUGAGGCAGGCAAGCUAGAGCAAAUGACCAGCGAUCUCGCAGCCAAUAUCGCAGUAACCAAUAUUGUCACGGAAAUCAACAAAACUAAGCUUGGCACACAUCGCGAAAUCAAAUCGGUGCCGCCAGAUGCACGUACUUCUGCCAAACAGUUACCUAAGUCAACAUGUAUGUAUUUGAUUUGGAGUAGUUCAUCAUAUCUGGCUUUUUCUGACGGUUGAAUGUGAUUUUACUCUAGGCUCCAUGGACGUAGAUAUCUUUCAUUCCUUGUGUCGUAUGUUCUGCGAAAAUAUGAAUGGCCCGCAAUCUAUGUUAUCUUACUUCUUGUUCUUUCUUGAUCUUUCUACAGCCGCACCUGAAGGGGAGCUCGAGAGAGAAACGGCGCUGCGGGAAAAAUUGGAGAGGCUAGUCGGACACUUCCGUGAACGCUAUCCUAAUCUCGAGAUUUUCCAUCCGCAGCUCUGGGCGAGUUUCUACGAAAAUUAG